This is a messenger RNA of Eurypyga helias (sunbittern), 905 nucleotides long. It is a transcript of the gene ARL5A, whose product is annotated as ADP-ribosylation factor-like 5A. Gene Ontology annotation, molecular function: GTP binding; GTPase activity. Gene Ontology annotation, biological process: vesicle-mediated transport; intracellular protein transport; protein localization to Golgi membrane. Bases 64 to 492 code for a protein of 142 amino acids. The transcript has 5 exons. The record is from RefSeq and is a predicted model, not a curated record. NCBI's taxonomy places the organism in Eukaryota, Metazoa, Chordata, Aves, Eurypygiformes, Eurypygidae. Gene Ontology annotation, cellular component: trans-Golgi network; cytoplasm.
CACAAAGUAAUCAUUGUUGGUCUGGAUAACGCAGGAAAAACGACCAUUCUUUAUCAAUUCUCCAUGAACGAAGUGGUGCAUACCUCACCCACCAUAGGGAGCAACGUGGAAGAGAUAGUGGUUAACAACACGCGCUUUCUGAUGUGGGAUAUCGGAGGGCAGGAGUCGCUUCGGUCUUCGUGGAACACCUACUACACAAACACUGAGUUCGUGAUAGUUGUUGUGGACAGCACAGACAGAGAGAGAAUUUCUGUGACUAAAGAAGAACUGUAUAAAAUGUUAGCGCAUGAGGACUUAAAAAAAGCGGGUUUGCUGAUCUUUGCUAACAAGCAGGAUGUUAAAGAGUGCAUGACAGUAGCCGAAAUCUCUCAGUUUCUGAAGCUGACUUCGAUUAAGGAUCACCAGUGGCACAUUCAGGCAUGCUGUGCCCUAACAGGAGAGGGACUCUGCCAAGGACUCGAAUGGAUGAUGUCAAGGCUUAAGAUCAGAUGAUUGUUAAUGACCUCUUUGCACAGACAAUGCCCAGAAGAGCUGUACCCAUGAUCACCUUCACAGUGGCAGAAUUUAUGGGUUAGAUGUAUUUAUACUGAACCGAUUUCAACUUUAUUUUCUACGUAGACGCACCCACGCGUACGUGUGUGUAAAUUGAGACCAUUCAGCAGACAGAAAGACGUGGUUGAUGGCUCCGGUUUGGUUUCCUGUUUCUUUUCCUCUGAGGAUGCAUUUAAAAGCUGCGAUCAACCUUCUUCGCGAGAUACAGCCAACUCGGAACAGUCCGACCUUGAGCGUGGUGGAGAUGAAGUGAGAGGAAGGAGCUCUUAAUUUUGAGUUUUAUUAUUCCAUUGUAGUCUUCUCUAGAUGAAGAUGUUGGGUUCGUUGUUUCAGUAAAUUACCAAGCAGUUCAA